Molecule: messenger RNA, 2926 nt
Organism: Mercurialis annua (annual mercury)
Lineage: Eukaryota; Viridiplantae; Streptophyta; Magnoliopsida; Malpighiales; Euphorbiaceae
Product: BTB/POZ domain-containing protein At2g30600
Exons: 13
Coding region: 342-2762 (806 amino acids)
Molecular function (GO): protein binding
Source: RefSeq, a predicted model, not a curated record
UAACAUCAUCAUUUGUCCGAUAAGUAACAUGAGUGCCACGUGUGUCAUCCUCGUUCUAUCCAUAAGCCACAAUCAGUCAUGAUUCAGCAUCCUUAAUUUCCUAUUUGAUUUAGACAGUUCAUCCCUCUCUCUCUCUCUCUCUCUAUAUAUAUAUAUAUAUAUGUAUCUUCUUCACCAAUUAAUCAAUCCAUCAAUUUCACAUCUGAUCUAAAUAUUUAGUUGGUGUUCCGUCUGGAAUUUCUUACCAGAUAAAACAGGUGACGUUUUUGGUAUCUCAUCAUUUUAUGAGUAUAUGCUGAUUCUAUAGUGUGAGGGGAUAUUGUUUCUCUCUAUAAGAGAAGAUGGUAGAAGAGAAGGAGAAGAAGUUCCUCACAGUUGCACCAUUUCAGUGUGCCUGGAGGAAAGAUUUAAAGUUCCGAGAGGCUGGAAGAGGUUGUGUGGCUUUUGAUGCUUUUGCUCAUAAUGAUGUUACUUUGGUGUUUAGAGAGAAUGUAGGGAGUCAGCACUAUCAUUAUAAGAGGGAUAAUAGUCCUCAUUAUACUGUGAUUCUCGGGAGUCAUAGGAAUCGGAGAUUGAAAAUAGAGGUCGAUGGCAAGACUGUUGUUGAUGCAGAAGGAAUUGGACUCUGUUGCUCUUCUGCUUUUCAGAGUUAUUGGAUUUGUAUUUAUGAUGGGUUGAUUAGUGUUGGUAAGGGAAGAUACCCUUUUCAGAAUCUUGUGUUUCAGUGGUUAGAUUCAAAUCCAAAUUGCACUGUGCAGUAUGUUGGGCUUAGCAGCUGGGAUAAACAUGUUGGUUAUAGAAAUGUUAACGUAUUGCCAUUGCCUCAUAAUCAUAUGUUACUAUGGAAGCAAGUUGAUUCUGGAGAACACGGGGACAGGGAGGAUUGUGAAGUGGAAUUAGAAGAUGAACGUACUGACGAUGACAAAUGGGGACUUGAAAAUUACCUUGAGAGUUGGGAAUUGGCUGAUAUGUUCUUUGUUGUUGAUAAUGGAGAAAGACUUGUCCCGGCCCAUAAGGUUAUCUUGCAAGCAUCUGGAACUUUUCCUGUAAGUUUUUCAAGCGAAGAUGUUGUUAUGUUGCAGGAUGUUAUUUAUCCGAUUCUCCACGCCCUUCUUCAAUUUAUCUAUACAGGUUACACCCAGAUUUCGGAGUCACAGCUUGGUGCUUUGUGGGCUUUGAGCCUUCAGUUUAAGGUGAUGCCGCUGGCUAAGCUGUGUGAGGAAACUGUCGAACGUUUUAAACUGAAUAAAAAAUUGUUCGACUCCGGUAAGAAUGUGGAAUUAUUAUUUCCAAACUCUCGCCCCCAUAGCUGCACGACUUUCCCCUUUGGGCUCCCCAUCAAUGUGCAAAAGCUGAAAAAGUUGCAUUCAGCUGGAGAGUACAGUGAUGCAAAUAUUUAUGUUGAGGGUUAUGGUCUUGUUGCUCGGCCGCAUAAAGUCAUUCUGAGUUUAUGGAGUGUUCCAUUUGCAAAGAUGUUCACAAAUGGAAUGACUGAGAGCAGUUCUUCGGAGGUAUAUCUAAGUGAUGUCUCACCAGCUGCUUUCAUGAUUAUGCUCGAUUUCAUGUAUAGUGGGGAAAUCAGUUUGGAAGAUACCUUGGAUUUUGGAAGUUUGUUACUCCAGCUUCUUUUAUUAGCCGACAAAUAUGGGAUCAGUCUUCUUUAUCAAGAAUGCUGCAGGACACUUUUAGAGUGUCUUUCGGAGGACUCAGUAUGUUCAAUCCUGCUUGCGGUUUCAUCAAUUCCAACUUGUAAACUCAUUGAAGAAACCUGUGAGAGAAAGUUUGCAAUGCACUUCGAUUAUUGCACAACUGCAAGCUGUGACUUCAUCUGGUUAGACAAGAAAACUUUUAGCAGUAUCAUUCAGCAUCAGGAUCUGACUGUAACAUCUGAAGAAAGAGUUCUGAAUGCAAUUUUAAUGUGGUGCAUGAGAGCUAGGGAGUUGUUUGGAUGGGAGAUGGUUGAUCAGCUAAUGGAAAAUUCAACCCCUGACCUCAUUUUUAAAGAGAGGCUUCAAUAUCUGAAUGACUUAUUGGCAUUUGUGCGGUUUCCAUUGCUACCAUAUCUCUUGCUUAAGAAGUUGGGGCAAAGUAAUCUUUCCAAGCACGUUAAAAGUUUUGAUAAUCUUGUAUCGGAGGGCUUUAAUUAUGUAGAAUAUGGAUUAGCAAGUGCAGAAAGUGACAGAAAAAUACGGUUCCAACACAGGAGAUCUAGUUAUAAGGAGCUCCAGUACAUAUGUGAUGGUGACAGCAAUGGGGUUCUGUAUUUUGCUGGCACAUCUUACGGGGAACACCAGUGGGUUAAUCCUGUUCUGGCUAAGCGAAUCUCUAUUACAGCUAGCAGUCCGACUUCAAGACACACGGACCCUAAGGCCUUGGUAUCAAGAACAUACCAGGGAACGUCUUUUGCCGGGCCUCGAAUGGAAAAUGGUAAUAAAUGUGCUUGGUGGAUGGUUGACAUUGGUAAAGAUCAUCAGCUUAUGUGCAAUUACUACACCCUGAGACAAGAUGGAUCAAGAGCUUAUAUAAGAUUUUGGAAUUUUCAGGGUUCAUCUGAUGGGAAUUCUUGGACAAACUUGAGAUUACAUGAAGAUGAUCAAACUAUAUGCAAGCCUGGUCAAUUCGGUUCAUGGCCCGUAACUGGACCUAAUUCUCUGCUUCCGUUCCGGUUCUUUAGGGUUGUUUUGACUGGUCGUACCACUGAUACCUCGGAUCCAUGGAACUUGUGCAUAUGCUUCUUGGAGCUGUAUGGUUUUUUCCGUUGAUGUGAUGGAUCCUUGUGAUACUAAUGCAAUAAAUUUUGCUCAUAACCACUCCAUGUACAGUUAUGAAGCUUCAAUAAUGGAGUUGUGCAUAUACAGUACAUGUAAAACCAACUACACAAAUUAAAUGUACCGUUGAUCUUUUUCAAUAAUAAGUUUCUUCCCAA